Molecule: messenger RNA, 768 nt
Organism: Sphenostylis stenocarpa
Lineage: Eukaryota; Viridiplantae; Streptophyta; Magnoliopsida; Fabales; Fabaceae
Source: the annotation of a GenBank genome assembly
AUGGAAUUGCUGAAGCUUUCGAAGUUGAAGCUUCAACUUCAAGCCCUCGUCGCCGAAGUUCGAGAUCUCAGGGACAGGGAACGCUCCGCUACCGAGCACCACCACCUUCUAUUCCAGAAGCUGAAGCGGAACGAGGAAGAGUGUGGCAAAAAGAUACAGGAAUUGCAGGGCGAGUUGGCUUCUGUUAGAGAGGAGCGUCAGAAACUGGAGAGAAAGGUGAAUUAUGUAGAGAACGAUAAUGUGCUGCUUGAGAACAAGCAGAAAGAGUUGAAGGGAACACUGAAUAAUUUGCUUCAGUCUAGAGAACGCUUCGUGCAUGCCUACGAGGAAUCUACUUCUCAGAUGCGACGUUCAAUUGAAGCCAAAGAUAGGAUGCUCAGUGUCCUUUCAGAGAAAAUUAGUUCUUAUCUAGCGUUAUUUGAUUCAAUAGCAAAGGAGGUUUUUUGUAUCAAGCAAGUUCUGGAUAAAGUCCAGGACAUUGUCGAUGAUAGAGAGGAAGUUGUGACCAACUUGAACAACAAAAUGGAGUGGGUCUCUGCAUUUGAAAAAGAAUUUGUAGAAAAUAUCUCUGAUCUAAGAAACAAAGUGGAAAACAACGAGGCUGAAUUAAGAAGAAAGGAUAGAAUCAUCUCAGAGCUUCAAGCAAAGCUGGAUGUGGCAAAAAUGAGGAUAGAUGGAUUCCUCUACACAGUCAACUGCGUCGCUGAGAACUGGCAAACUGCAAUGCAAAUAGGUGAUUUACCUGACCAGACAUCCUAUUUUGAUUAA